Molecule: messenger RNA, 1101 nt
Organism: Caenorhabditis briggsae
Lineage: Eukaryota; Metazoa; Nematoda; Chromadorea; Rhabditida; Rhabditidae
Exons: 5
Coding region: 1-1101 (366 amino acids)
Biological process (GO): RNA processing
Source: RefSeq, a predicted model, not a curated record
AUGCCAUCAAUCAGCAAGACAAAAAGCGGCGAGCGCUAUCGAGCGCCCACCGAUCAGGCUCGAAAACAGGAACGAAAAAAGGAGAACAAGCGGAACAAGAAGGAUCGGCAGCAGAUACGGCAGGCGAUGGCCAAAUUUUGCAAUCUAGACGAGACCACAUCGAAGCUGUUGGCUCUGGAACGGCAGAUUUUGGGCCUCGACCCGCAGCCGUUUCAUAUUGACGUGUUGCGAAAAAAACAAAAAGUCCUACAGGAUUCUAUCAAUAAGCGGAGGCUGACACUGCAGCAGGGCAAGGAGGAGGGCGAAUUGAAGAAGUUCAACGAUAAAAUGACCGCCUAUCAGAAUGACUGCGCGAAAUUGGCGAUUUUGGCUCACCAAGAACGGUUGGCGCGCGAAGCGGACCCCGAUAUGAUUCCAUUGCCGAUGGGAGAAGCGUCGAUGAUGCCCGCCGGACCGGGACACGCCCCAUAUAUGGCUCCGCCUCCUGUCAAACGAAAAGUCGAAUUCCAACUUCCACCUCGUGCGGCACGUGCCAGUCAGAAGCCACCGGGACCACCGUGUGGGCUGGCGCCCACUUUCAGUGAUAGCGAAGAUGAUAACGACGAUGGAGAGGAUCAGUAUGAUGAUGGCGAUUUGGCGCCGGUUCCGAUUCCUGAAUUCGACACACCGUACGCGCCGCCGAUGCACCGAAAUUACGGCGGACCACCAUCAUCCUAUCACAAUCAACACAUGCCACCACCGCAACGUAUGCCCAAUUAUCAUCCUCAUUCUCAUUACAAUCCAAUGGGCUUCCAACAACAUUCCCAUCAUCCACACCAUCAAGAAUCCGCAAUUAUCAGCUCCGCCCCUCAAAUCAAUAAUCGCAAGGAUGGCGCGCCAGCGACGCUCUCCGCAGCCCCGGAGCUUCGUAAUUUGAGGCGGGAGACUGUGAAGCUGGUGCCAGCUCAAUUGCUCAGACGGCCCGGAGACAAUCGGAGUAGUACUGUAGUUCAGCACCAGGUGCCGAUUGUCACGAAGAAGCGACCGGAAGCGCAGAAGCAGGCGAAGAAUACGGACGAGGCGUAUAACGAUUUUAUGAAGGAGCUGGAUGGACUUAUUUGA